Messenger RNA from Arabidopsis thaliana (thale cress), 2094 nucleotides. RefSeq names its product AT hook motif DNA-binding family protein. Bases 242 to 1402 code for a protein of 386 amino acids. Gene Ontology annotation, biological process: regulation of DNA-templated transcription. The record is from RefSeq and is marked reviewed. Gene Ontology annotation, molecular function: minor groove of adenine-thymine-rich DNA binding; DNA binding. Lineage: Eukaryota; Viridiplantae; Streptophyta; Magnoliopsida; Brassicales; Brassicaceae. The transcript has 5 exons. Gene Ontology annotation, cellular component: nucleus.
CUAUUAAAUUUACAUUUUCCGCCACACUUCAUCUCUCCCACUAGUCUCUCCUCGAGACUCUCUCUGUAUGUGUGCGAGAAGCGAGAAGCGAGAGAGAGAGAGAGAGAGUUGUUAGCUCACACGCUUUCUCUAUUUUCUCGGAAUUCACAAAACAGAAAGUUUCAUCCUUUACGAGAAUUAAGCCGAAAGAAACAAUCUUUGAGUUUGAUUUCUUCUUCCUUCCUUCUCUCUCUCUGCUCUAAUGGAUUCCAGAGACAUCCCACCGUCACAUAACCAGCUUCAACCACCACCGGGAAUGUUAAUGUCUCAUUACCGUAACCCUAACGCCGCCGCUUCACCAUUAAUGGUUCCCACUUCCACAUCUCAACCGAUUCAACACCCUCGUCUUCCUUUUGGCAAUCAACAACAAUCUCAAACGUUUCAUCAGCAGCAACAACAACAAAUGGAUCAGAAGACUCUUGAAUCUCUUGGAUUUGGUGAUGGAUCACCUUCUUCUCAACCGAUGCGAUUCGGGAUCGAUGAUCAGAAUCAGCAACUGCAAGUGAAGAAGAAGCGAGGAAGGCCGAGAAAGUAUACUCCUGAUGGUAGCAUUGCUUUAGGUUUAGCUCCUACGUCUCCUCUUCUCUCUGCAGCUUCUAAUUCUUACGGUGAGGGUGGUGUUGGAGAUAGUGGUGGAAAUGGAAACUCUGUUGAUCCACCUGUUAAACGUAACAGAGGAAGGCCUCCUGGUUCUAGUAAGAAACAGCUUGAUGCUUUAGGAGGAACUUCAGGAGUUGGGUUUACACCUCAUGUCAUUGAAGUGAACACAGGAGAGGACAUAGCGUCAAAGGUGAUGGCUUUUUCGGAUCAAGGGUCAAGAACAAUUUGUAUUCUCUCUGCAAGUGGUGCAGUUUCUAGAGUGAUGCUUCGUCAAGCUUCUCAUUCUAGUGGAAUCGUUACUUAUGAGGGACGAUUUGAGAUCAUUACUCUCUCAGGCUCAGUCUUGAAUUAUGAGGUAAAUGGUUCCACCAACAGAAGUGGUAACUUGAGUGUGGCUUUGGCUGGACCUGAUGGCGGCAUCGUAGGUGGCAGUGUAGUUGGUAAUCUAGUAGCUGCAACACAAGUCCAGGUGAUAGUGGGAAGCUUUGUUGCAGAAGCAAAGAAACCGAAACAAAGUAGUGUUAACAUUGCUCGGGGGCAGAAUCCUGAACCGGCUUCAGCGCCGGCUAACAUGUUGAACUUUGGAUCAGUCUCUCAAGGACCAUCGAGCGAGUCAUCAGAAGAGAAUGAGAGCGGUUCUCCUGCAAUGCACCGUGACAAUAAUAAUGGGAUAUAUGGAGCUCAACAACAACAACAACAACAACCUCUUCAUCCUCAUCAGAUGCAAAUGUACCAACAUCUUUGGUCUAAUCAUGGUCAAUAAAAUGAAGCGGAAAUUAAUUUGUUUCCGUUUUGGUUACGGUUAUGGUUUGAUUUCUUGUUGUUGUUUAGGCAAAUCUUAAGAAGAUUCAAGCUUCAUGGUUUUUUGUAGCUUUUUUUUUUUUUGUUGGGGGUUUAUUAGAUAACAUAUAGAGAGAUCUAGAUAUUAGGGUCAUUUUAAUUUUUUUUUUUUUUUUUUGGGGGUUAAUUCUCUGUGAGUUGAUUUGAAUUAGAGAUAAAAGUCUGAGAUUCCUUACUAGAACAAUAUAUAUAUUCCACAUUAAAAUAUUAUUUGUUUUCACAAAUUUUGUAAUUAUUUUUAAAAAAAUUCAAUAUACCGUAGUUCUUUAAUCCAAAUUAUUUUAAAAUGUUUUUAUAUCCCUUAGAAAGUUAGAAAGAGCUCAGCUGUUGGAUGUGAUUUAAAGAGAUGAUGACACGUGUGAAGGUUUAGCAAGCUAAUAAGCUCCUCCCGAGAUCUACUGUUGAUAAAGCUGCCUCGUGUUGAUAUAACGAGCCAUGCGAUUAAAAGAGAAAGGUACUUCAGAGUACCUCAGAUGUGGGAAUCAUGCAUAUCAACAACAAGCUCAUCAUCAUCAUCAUCAAGUGCAGUCGAUCCUACUCGUACUCUGGCCUAUGUGUUACCACAGCCAAUGUUUAGACCAUAGAGCUGAGAGUAACGACUGCAACCAACUUUCA